CAGGCUGCUGCUUCUGGCGGCCCGCGAGAAGCGCGAACGCGACACCCUGCCAGGGCAUUCGCUGGGCCGCCUGCCAGCCGACCUCAUCAGAGGGCGGAUCUUGAGUUUCCUGCUGCCGCCGCGGGCGCCGGCGAUUCAGGACCGGGGCCGGUCGAUGAGACCGUCGCGCGGAUCCUGCAGCACGGCGAGGACGAGGACAGGGACGUCGUGGCCCUCCUCGCGCACUUCAUCAUGUUUUCGCCGCACGCCAUCUGGCCAAGGGUUUCCGCCUUCGGCUUCUCCCUCGUGGAGGCUGUGUUGCUGAACCUCAACUCCUGCCAGGAGCGGGAGGUGUACACCGCCGCGUCGGUGCUGGCCACGCUGGCGCAGAGGAUCGAGGCCGGCAUGGGCGCCGCUGGCUCUCCGGAGUUUGCCCGGCUCUGCAGAGAGGACAUCAGGCUGAUCAGACGGUUGGCCGACAGGCUGCGCGAGAGCUGGAGCGGCGAGGAGGACAUUCGAGUCGGGCAUCGCCAACGGGGUCCCGGCCAUUUCCACGUUCGUCAGUUGCCGAGUGCAGGCCGCGCUGGAGAAGACCAGCCGGGUCCAGGCCAAGGCCCAGCACUCGGUCGAGUCGGUGGCAGCGUGACCCCGACGGCGUCGAGCCCCGAGCCCUGCCGGCGCUAUCUUGGCCAGCAGGCUGCCGCGCUCGUUGUGCCGCACCCGCGUCUAGUCUCAUUGUCCGGCCGCCUUCGGCGCAUCGAGCCCUCACGUCACCCUUUCUUUUCGUCGUUCGUCUCUUCUUGGUGCGCCGGCUCGGCUGAGUGACCAGGCUUCCUCGCAGCGGCUCCGCCCAGAACUGGCCCUCGGGCCCUGCGAAGCCCCAGGGCUCGAUCGAUCUGUGCUCUCGGGGCGACCCCGGCGCGCGCCAGCCGCGCGCGCCCCCCUCGGAUAGGUUUUCGCGCCCCUCCCCCCCGGUCGCUCGGAAAAAGAGCGGCCGCGCUCGCGGGGCCGGCCGGGCGGCGGGGGGUGCACCGUGCGCACCGGAGCAGCGGAGCGUGCACCGGCUACGGAGGG
This is a messenger RNA of Prorocentrum cordatum, 1053 nucleotides long. Lineage: Eukaryota; Dinophyceae; Prorocentrales; Prorocentraceae. The record is from the annotation of a GenBank genome assembly.